GAAAAAGAGGGAGAUCAUCCAAUGUUUCUUUCAAAAAUCGCUUGCUGAGAAUGUUUGCGCGCCGUGGCUCGAUAUAAGUGAGCUUGAGGGUUCGCGAACACCUAAUUGUUAGGUUCGACGCAAACUGCAUGUUCAGCCUCGUGCAUUGAAACUCCCUCAACAAGGAUGGAGACACCCGACUCCGAUCUCAAUAGCGGACAGGCUAGUCCCAACGGACAUGAUAACGAAAAGAUCGAGGAGAAGCACCACCACCAUCCCCAUUUGCAUCUAACGCAUGGCCAGAAGAGACGGUUCCUUGAAUUUGUCCAUCCCCAUACCGGCAAGAUUGUCCACGUCUGCCAUAGUCCUGAGCAUCUAGAACGGAAAAGAACAGAACUCCUCCGCGAGAGGAAAGACGACGAGUUCCAUGUUAUUCUGCAAGGCUCAGCCGAGCAUCUCGAGGCAAUCAGAGAGCUGCACACCCACCACGAGUCGAAGAGGGACGAACUGAAGCAGCGCCAUGGCGACCUGUACUCCGAUAUCGAAAACGUCAAAUCCGAGUUAGACGCCCUUGCUGCAGAGCUCCACCAUGUCACUGCCCAUGCAGUUUCUCUUGACGCUUCAUUCGAUCGCUACGGAUACUCGGCGCAUCUCAGGACGAAAGACGAGGACUCCGAAGUCACGUCAAUUCACAGUGACCACCCCUCCGCGUUUGACAAGCACAAAGACCGCUCCACCGUGGCUAUUCGAUUCCUCAAGCGACCUACGAUCCGACAGUAUUUCCACAAAGGCCUCCUCUGGCGCUCCGCCAAAGCCGGGGAAGUUGCAUCGUUCGAACUGUUUGUCGACCUAGUAUACGUUGGUGUCAUCGAUAUCGUCGGCGAAAAGGCAGUCGAACACGCCGAUGGUCUCUCACUGCUGCACUUCGCCAUAGUCUUCUCCAUUGCUUGGAAAAUCUGGGCCGACCUAACCAUGAUCAUCAACCACUUUGAAAUUGACGACAUCUUCCAACGUCUCAACGUCAUAUUCUACCUCGUCUGCCUGUUCGGAUUCACCACCAACAUUACCUACGCUUUCGAGUCGACAUACACAUCCGCCAUCGCCUUCUACAUUGCGCAACGCCUAUUUACGGCGGUAUGGUACGUCUAUGUAGCUUGGGUAUUGCCGAACAUCCGCGGAUCGAUGAUGUCGCUAGCACUCACGGUCACCGUAUCUGCUGUUUUCUGGAUUGGCAGCAUCCACGUCGCUUGGCCCGGCCAACUCUCGUUGAUCUGGAUCGCGAUAAUUGUCGACACAUUUGGCUACGUCGCAAUGAUAGGGAUCAUGCGCCACGCCGAAAAGUCUCGGGUCCUCAAGCCGAUUGCGAAAUAUUUUGAGUUCUUUCCUGCUGUGAACAUCGAGCAUCGCGUCGAACGAAACAAUGCUUUCGUCUCGCUUGUCUUCGGCUACUCGAUCCUAACCAUUCUCUUCCAAUCGCGCGCGUCUUUCGGCAUCAACGCAUUUUUCGGCAAAGGCGUCCUCGGGCUAGUUCAGGCUUUCACAUUCAAUUGGAUCUACUUUGAAAUCGAUGCCUACCAUCUCCACGUCCACGCGAUCCGCCGCCACUUGGUAUCCGCCUGCGUAUGGGUCUCCUCUCACCUCCCCUUCAUAAUGGGCUACGUCCUGGCGGCUUCUACGCUCUCGCAACUCGUGCUCGCCCACGACUCCUCCAAUGCCGACCCGCACGACCUCGGCGAAGAAUAUGAGGCCCGCAGCGAACCCGAAGUUUCUAAAGCCCUGCGAUGGUUCUACUGCGGCGGCUUGGGCGUCGCACUGAUCUCUAUGGCUUUGAUAUCCUUCUGCCACAUUCAUAAACGUGUCGCGAAGGCCAGACUACGCAAGCGGCCGCGACUGAUCUUCCGGGUCUGUAUAGCGAUCAUCAUCAUCUGCCUCCCCCUUGCCGAUUCAUUGUCGAGUCUGGGUCUGAUCAGCAUUACGACGGCGCUGGUCUUCCUCGUCCUUGCGCUGGACUUGUUCGGCAUGUCCUGCGAGGGCGAUAAGUUCUGGACUGGAGGCUUCUGUCCGGAGGAAAAGAAGCGAUGCACGUACACGGCGAACUGUAGGCUAGGGAAGCGGCGCAGACGAGAGAUUGAGAAGGCCCUUCAAAGAGGGGAUAAGGUGUGUCUGGCCGAUCUGUUGAAGAGGAAUUCGAGCAGGAGUAGCGUGGACAGCGAGGAGACGCUGAGAGAUGAGGAGUGGCAAGGAGGGCAUUAUUGAUAUGCUGCCAAAUCGAGCAAGUCAUUUUGAGAUCCUUCUGCGACUAUCACUGGUAUUUCCAGGUCUCAUCUCAGCUCUACCGGGCGCUUAGGAAAACUUGCAGUGCAUUCUGGACUGAUCAUGCAUCGCCUUUCGUGAUAGAAGUGAC
Molecule: messenger RNA, 2383 nt
Organism: Exophiala xenobiotica
Lineage: Eukaryota; Fungi; Ascomycota; Eurotiomycetes; Chaetothyriales; Herpotrichiellaceae
Exons: 5
Coding region: 166-2235 (689 amino acids)
Source: RefSeq, a predicted model, not a curated record